Messenger RNA from Blepharisma stoltei, 669 nucleotides. NCBI's taxonomy places the organism in Eukaryota, Ciliophora, Heterotrichea, Heterotrichida, Blepharismidae. The record is from the annotation of a GenBank genome assembly.
AUGGUAGGUAUCAUUUAUUUAGUUUACAGCCCAAAAACAGCAUGAUACUAAAGAGUUAUUUAAUGUUUUUAUAGACGAUGUAGUAUCAAAAUUUAAAGAGCACCAAGAUAAAUUUGCAAAUUUUAUCUCUCAAAAAUUUUAUUGUAAAGAAGGCCAUCAUCCUGCAGAGAAAAAGGAAAGUCAGCUAUUUUUAAUCAUCCCUAAAAAUUAUCUUGCGGAAAUUGAUACUUAUGUAAAAAGGAAUCAAAAUUUUAAUAAUGAAAAUCAGAUUUGGUGUGAAACUUGCGUGAAGAUGACAGAUAUGCAAUUAAAAGUUGAGAGCGUGGAGUAUCCUUUGAAUCUGACUAUUUAUGUUCCUGGAAAUGGAUCGAUUGGAAAGCUGGAUCAUCAAAUUAAACUGAAUAAUGACAAUUAUAGAUUAUAUGCAGUUAUUUGUCAUGCAGGAAGUAUACAUACAGUCAUUAAUUGCAUCAAAAUAAUAUUUUUUAUAUAAUAAAAAUUAAAAAAUAUAUAAAUUGAGUAAUUGAUUUAAUACUGUAUAAUUUAUUUGGUCACUAUUGAGCACAUUUACUUAAAGAUGGCAAAUGGAUUGGAUGUAAUGACAACAUUGUUCGUGAAAGCCCACCCAAUUUAUCAAACUGCUAUAUGCUCUUUUAUUCUAAGAAUUAA